AUGUCAUCGAGAAUACCGGCGCUAGUGCGGCACGUGCAGUCGUGCGGCCCCGCUGCACCUGCACCGGCACUAGUGCGGCACGUGCAGUCGUGCGCCCCCGCUGCACCUGCACCGGCGCUAGUGCGGCACGUGCAGUCGUGCGGCCCCGCUUCACCUGCACGGGCGCUAGUGCGGCACGUGCAGUCGUGCGCCCCCGCUGCACCUGCACCGGCGCUAGUGCGGCACGUGCAGUCGUGCGCCCCCGCUGCACCUGCACCGGCGCUAGUGCGGCACGUGCAGUCGUGCGCCCCCGCUGCACCUGCACCGGCGCUAGUGCGGCACGUGCAGUCGUGCGCCCCCGCUGCACCUGCACCGGCACUAGUGCGGCACGUGCAGUCGUGCGCCCCCGCUGCACCUGCACCGGCGCUAGUGCGGCACGUGCAGUCGUGCGCCCCCGCUGCACCUGCACCGGCGCUAGUGCGGCACGUGCAGUCGUGCGCCCCCGCUGCACCUGCACCGGCGCUAGUGCGGCACGUGCAGUCGUGCGCCCCCGCUGCACCUGCACCGGCACUAGUGCGGCACGUGCAGUCGUGCGCCCCCGCUGCACCUGCACCGGCGCUAGUGCGGCACGUGCAGUCGUGCGCCCCCGCUGCACCUGCACCGGCGCUAGUGCGGCACGUGCAGUCGUGCGGCCCCGCUUCACCUGCACGGGCGCUAGUGCGGCACGUGCAGUCGUGCGCCCCCGCUGCACCUCUGUCUGUGCGGGCUGCGGGCUCUCAACUACCCUGUGACGAGUCACUGACUCCCAGUUCCGCAUACCACAGGGCUGCCAGCUGCUACAAUCACACGCUUAGCUCAAAUCUUUUGUAA
This is a messenger RNA of Leguminivora glycinivorella, 849 nucleotides long. RefSeq names its product predicted GPI-anchored protein 58. The coding region runs from base 1 to 849 and encodes 282 amino acids. NCBI's taxonomy places the organism in Eukaryota, Metazoa, Arthropoda, Insecta, Lepidoptera, Tortricidae. The record is from RefSeq and is a predicted model, not a curated record. The transcript is spliced from 2 exons.